Belonocnema kinseyi is the source of this 3935-nucleotide messenger RNA. RefSeq names its product protein transport protein Sec31A (gene Sec31). The transcript has 13 exons. Bases 99 to 3800 code for a protein of 1233 amino acids. Lineage: Eukaryota; Metazoa; Arthropoda; Insecta; Hymenoptera; Cynipidae. Gene Ontology annotation, biological process: intracellular protein transport; COPII-coated vesicle cargo loading; endoplasmic reticulum organization. Gene Ontology annotation, molecular function: structural molecule activity; protein binding. The record is from RefSeq and is a predicted model, not a curated record. Gene Ontology annotation, cellular component: endoplasmic reticulum exit site; COPII vesicle coat.
UUGGAAGAGCUGACGGAUGGCUGUCGUGUGUGUAAUUUUGUGAAUUUGGAUUACAAUUUAUAUUAUUUAUCGUGCGAUAUAAAUAUAAAGAUUUCAAGAUGAAGGUGAAAGAGUUGUUAAAAACUGUGAAUGUGGCUUGGUCUCCACAAGCCCAGCAUCCGAUUUUACUUGCAGCAGGAACUGCAGCACAGCAGCUGGAUGCGAGUUUCAAUACUUCCGCUUGUUUAGAUUUGUAUGCACUUAAUCUCCAACAGCCGGGUUAUGAGAUGGAACACAAAGUCAGCGUGCCUAGUGAUCACAGAUUUCACAAAGUAAUUUGGGGAUCCUACGGUAAUGAUUUGGCGGGUGUGAUUGUCGGCGGGUGUGACUAUGGAACGAUAAAAAUAUAUUCUGCGGCGAAAUUACUCGCGAAUGAGGGUAGUAACGCUUUGCUGAGCAGUCCUGACCGACACACGGGGCCAGUUCGAGCGAUGGAUUUCAAUCCCUUUCAGUCGAAUCUCCUCGCAACGGGCGCUGCCGACAGUGAAAUUUAUAUCUGGGAUGUGAACAACACGAACACUCCAAUGGCUCCUGGAACUCGCAGUCAGCCGGCAGAAGAUGUGCAGUACAUCGCUUGGAACAAGCAAGUUCAGCAUAUUCUUGCUUCGACAUUUUCACAGCGCUGCGUCAUCUGGGAUCUGAGAAAAAACGAGGCGAUCAUCAAACUGACGGGUGCUAAUUCAAAGGUUCGAUGGAAAUCAGUUCAGUGGCAUCCGGAUGUCGCGACACAACUCUGUCUCGCUUCCGAAGAUGACCAGGCCCCGGUAAUUGAAUUAUGGGACUUGAGGUUCGCCACCUCGCCUUUAAAAUCACUUCAGAGUCAUCAGCGAGGAGUUCUUUCAAUCGCCUGGAAUACCCAAGAUCCCGACCUUCUGCUCAGUUGCGCAAAAGAUAACAGAAUACUCUGUUGGAAUCCAAACUCUGACGCUCCUAAUGGAGAAGUCAUUUGCGAACUCGCGCAGACUAAUCAGUGGAACUUUGACGUUUCCUGGUGUCCUAGACAUCCGGGUUUAAUCGUCGGAACCAGUUUCGACGGCCACGCUGUUGUUUAUUCCCUUCUCGGUGGCCGCAACCAAGAAUCGAACGAAACUUCGAACAAAAUUGUUGAUUCUUUCCCAGGAAUGGAUCCUUUCACUCAAGCGCCACCUGCCGCUGAAAUGGAAGCAGCCGCUAUUUUGAAAAAGGCUCCAAAGUGGUUGAAACGACCAUUCGGCGCAUCCUUCGGGUUUGGAGGAAAGCUCACGAUAUUCGAGAACGAACCAACGGAUCCGAAUAUGCCACCGAAUUCAAACAGAAAAGUUUUCGUAUCGCAAGUAAUUACGAAUCCAGAACUGGUAAAACGAUCGAAUGACUUGGAGGCGGCCCUGAAAACUGGGCAGUAUGCCGAUUUCUGCAACGGAAAGGCAAACCUGGCAAAUGAUGAGCAUAAUAAAAAAAUCUGGAAUUGCAUUGGUGCUUAUUUCAGUGGUAAUGUGACGAGCGGACUGCUGGAUUUAUUAGGAUAUAAUCUGGAAGCGAUGAGCAAUAAAUUAAAUCAACUCGUUCCUCCGCAAGAAAUCGAUAAUAUUACGGAUGGUAUUGCCAAUUUAGAUAAUGUACUCAACGGAAAUACUUUAGACGGCAGCGCAGCUUUUGAUGCGAUCGCACAGCACGAGAUAAAUAAGAAACCUUCUCCUAAAAAAACUCCAGAGACUUGUUUCAAAAUCAACACUUCAGACGAUGAAGAUGGACUCAUCACACAGGCAAUUCUUCUGGGAAACAUCGAAGCAGCCGUUUCGCUUUGCUUCACAAAUAAAAGAUACGCCGAUGCCGUGAUUCUCUCGAUGGCUGGCGGUCCAGAUUUGCUAGCUCAGACCCAAUACCGAUAUUUUAUGGCACACUCUGGUGCCCUAAAUUCCCUAAUUAAUUCUCUUGUGUCGGAAAAUUGGACUGACAUUGUCAAAAACUCUGACAUUUCUUGCUGGAAAGAAGCUUUAGUCGGAAUUUUCACGCAUACGGCGCCAGGCGAGCGAGCACUUCUUUGUGACAUGCUCGGAGAUCGUUUAGCCUCGAGUGAAAAUGCAGAGUUCCGAAAAGAGGCAGAGAUCUGUUACAUCUGUUCCGGGAAUCUGAACAAAGUGAUCGAAUCAUCGGACGCGACGGUUCAGGAAAAAGCCGAAUUAGUGACAAUAAUGCAGAAGGCCCUGGAGCUUCAGGGAAGCCGCGAAGUUCGCAUCGAGGGAGAAAUCGCGACAAUUUUGUCCCAGUACGCCGAGAUGCUGGCUUCCGAAGGUAAUUUUGAGUCCGCUCUGAAUUACCUUGGCAACAGUCAGGAGCCGAGGAUCGCAAUGUUGCGAGAUCGACUGCACCGAGCCUUGGGACACAUUCAAGAUCCGCAACGUGCCGCGCCCAGGACUUCGCUCGGUCAGAAUUAUUACGCCCAGCCGCGAAAGUCUUUGCAAUCAGCUCCGAACGUUUACAAUCCGAUUCAGCCAGCAGCUCCUCCUCCCGCCAACAAUUGGAACACAGCACCCUUGAAGCAGCCUUACCCGAGUGCCACCAAUCACUUUGGAUCAGCGCAACUUCCAAAUCUAGGAUCCGGACAAGCGCCUCCUCUCCCCAAUCAAACUACCGAACACUUCUCGAAUCAGACGUCAGCUUAUGGUCAAAUUCCGGCUCCACAGGCACCGCCACCUCCACCAACGAUGGCCUCCAGUGUCAGUGGAUCGAGACCUUCGAGUGUUGGACCUCAAUCAAGAUCGAAGUAUAUUAUCGAUCCGUCAGUGAAGUCUGGACCCACCUAUGGAGGAAUCACUAAUUAUGCGCAACAGCCGCAGGUCUUUGGAGCCCAGAAUCCGGUUCCGGGUUUCGCGGUUCAGAAUAGCUUCCAGCCUCAAGCGCCUCUGAAUCCUCUGAAUAAUCCGGCCUAUCCGAGUCAGCAGAAUCAGAUGUUCACUCCGGAUCCGGUUCCUGGAGGACUGAUGGGUUCUAAUCAGCAACAGCAGAUGUUUGAUCCAAGCAGAUCGCAAACGGUGAAUCAGAAUCAGGGGUAUGAUGCACUUUAUCAGCCGGCGCCACAACCUUCUGGAUGGAAUGAUCCGCCGAUCAGUAGCAAAGCUUCGAGAAUGCAGCCAAAGUCAGAAUUUCCAUUACAAGAUCCUAUUCUUCAUCCAUUGAGAGGUGCUGUUCCACAACAAGAACCCAACGUAAUGGAGCAAGAAGGUUUCUACCAAAAUUCUCAAAUGCCUUAUAAUCAACAAUACAACAACCAGAAUGUUGUCAAUCCUGGGGCUCCUUACAACAGGAAUAUUGAGCCUCAUCAACCCAUGCAACCUAUGCAAACAAUGCAACCCAUGCAACCUAUGCAGCCAAUGCAACCUAUGCAACCCGCGCAACCUGCGCCAUCGGCGAGAAUUGCCGAACCAGAAAAACCAAAAGCACCGAUUCCAGAAGAGCAUCUUCAUUUAAAAACGGUUUUGGAUGAACUGCAAGCCCACUGCUAUGAAAAUGCAAAGAAUCCACAAACCAAACGGAAAAUAGAAGACGUCUCCAGAAAACUCGAAUCGCUCUACGAUUGUCUUCGAGAAAACAAACUUACCCAAAGUACGCUUCAAGGUCUGCAUCAAAUAUCGCAGCUUAUUCAAAGCGGAGAGUAUACCGGGGGAUUGGCAUUACAUACUCAGCUGGUUUCGGGACCAGAUUUUAGUCAAAUCGCUUCAUUCAUGCCCGGUAUAAAAGUUCUCCUUCAAAGCGCUCUUCAAUUGGGCGUCUAUAUCAGAUAAAAGGCGACAAAAAGUCCGCCAAACUCUGCGUUUUCCCUUAUUUUUCUAUGAUCGCGAGCUUUUAAAAUUGAGAAAAGCUUUUUUUUAGAAUCGUGUAAAAGUAAUUGUACAAAGUAAAAUAUCAAUAUCAUGUAA